GCCUUCUUUAGGAGUAGGUUUUGUAACGUUUACUUACCGCAAUGGCACUGCGAAGCGGCCAAAUCGUUGCGGGGUCGCGCGGCUGCGCGACCUCGGCACCUCGCCCAGCCCUCCUUCCACACCAGGCAAUUAACCCCACCACCAGCUAUGCUCCGGUCGCUCGUGUUUCGUCCAGGCCCAGCCGCAGCAAGUGCGUGGCAGCGUCCGCGAAGCUUGCUGACGGAGCUGCCCGUCGCAUGCAGCCUGAGGAGGUUCGUCGCGCGAAGGAGGUAGCUCAAGCAGCGUUGGCGAAGGAGAGCCCCGUUGACUGGGUGGACCGCUACGGUGACGAGCCGCGCAAGGGUUGCGACAUCCUGGUGCAGUGCCUGGAGCGCGAGGGCGUGACCAAGGUGUUUGCGUACCCCGGCGGCGCCUCCAUGGAGAUCCAUCAGGCGCUCACCCGCUCAGACCGCAUCUCCAACAUCCUCUGCCGCCAUGAACAGGGUGAGAUCUUCGCUGCUGAGGGCUACGCCAAGGCUGCUGGCUGUGUGGGCGUGUGCAUCGCCACCUCGGGCCCCGGCGCCACCAACCUGGUGACCGGGCUGGCGGACGCCAUGAUGGACAGCAUCCCGCUGGUGGCCAUCACAGGGCAGGUUCCCCGCCGCAUGAUCGGCACCGACGCCUUCCAGGAGACCCCCAUUGUGGAGAUCACGCGCCCCAUCACCAAGCACAACUUCCUGGUCAUGGACAUCAAGGACCUGCCGCGUGUUGUGAAGGAGGCCUUCUACCUGGCCCGCAGCGGCCGCCCCGGCCCCGUGCUGGUGGACGUGCCCAAGGACAUCCAGCAGCAGCUGGCGGUGCCCGACUGGGAGGCGCCCAUGUCCAUCACGGGCUACAUCAGCCGCCUGCCCCCGCCGGUCGAGGAGUCCCAGAUGGUGCCCGUGCUGCGCGCCAUCCAGGCCGCCUCCAAGCCCGUCAUCUACUACGGCGGCGGCUGCCUGGAUGCGGCGGAGGAGCUGCGCGAGCUGGCGGAGCGCACCGGCAUCCCGCUCACCUCCACCUUCAUGGGCAUCGGCAUCGUGCCGGUGGAGCACCCCAACCACCUGCGCAUGCUGGGUAUGCACGGCACCGUGGUGGCCAACUACGCGGUGGAUCAGGCGGACCUGCUGGUGGCGCUGGGGGUGCGCUUCGACGACCGAGUGACGGGCAAGCUGGAGGCGUUUGCGUCGCGCGCGCGCAUCGUGCACGUUGACAUUGACGCCGCUGAGAUCAGCAAGAACAAGACGGCGCACGUGCCCGUGUGCGGCGACGUCAAGCAGGCGCUGACCCACCUCAACCGCCUGCUCGCAGCGGAGCCCCUGCCCGCAGACCGCUUCGCAGGCUGGCGGGCCGAGCUGGCCGCCACCCGGGAGCAGUACCCCAUGCGCUUCCCGCAGCGGGACGACUGCAUCGUACCGCAGUACGCCGUACAGGUCCUCGGCGAGGAGACUAAAGGCGAGGCCAUCGUCUGCACGGGAGUGGGCCAGCAUCAAAUGUGGGCCGCGCAGUGGUACCCGUACACGGAGCCGCGCCGCUGGAUUUCCUCGGGCGGCCUGGGCUCCAUGGGCUUUGGACUGCCCGCGGCGCUGGGCGCGGCGGCGGCCUUUGACGGCAAGGACGGGCGGGAAAAGCGGCUGGUGGUGGACAUUGAUGGAGACGGGUCGUUCCUCAUGAACGUGCAGGAGCUGGCUACCGUAUUCAUUGAGAAGCUGGACGUGAAGGUGCUGCUGCUGAACAACCAGCACCUGGGCAUGGUGAUGCAGUGGGAGGACAGGUUCUACAAGGCUAACCGCGCACACACCUACCUGGGCAAGCGCGAGUCCGAGUGGCACGCCACGCACGACGAGGCCGACAUCUACCCCAACUUUGUGGACAUGGCGCGCUCCUUUGGCGUGCAGGCGGCGCGCGUGAUCCGCAAGGACGAGCUGCGGGCCGCCAUGCGCACCAUGCUGGACACGCCGGGGCCGUACCUUCUGGAGGUGAUGGUGCCGCACAUUGAGCACGUGCUGCCCAUGAUUCCCGGCGGGGCCUCCUUCAAGGAGAUCAUCACGGAGGGAGACGGCACCGUCAAGUAUUGAGGAGGCCCGGGCUGCAGGCCGGGGACUGCUGGCGUGUUGGGGACGUGGAGGAGUUGGGGACGUGAUGCUGGGUGUGCUUUGGAGCAGGCGUUGGGCGGAGGGAUGGGCUGUGUAGGGUGUGGCGUGUGAUGCCAGGGCGGCGCUUUUGCGAGUGAAUGGUGGUGGUGGAUCCGUUAACCGUGUAUGGCUGCGAUCACUGCUUGUGAUAUAGCGGGAAGGAGUUACCGGUACGAAGGGCUCGCUUUUGCUUGUUGGGAUGUGUGUUGUGGCCUCGACUUGAGGAGGGGGUGAAGGUUUGGCGUUGGGGGGUUGGAGAAUCGGGUCCGGGGGCCGAGUCGCGGGGAGGGUUUUGCUUUGCGACGUGCUGAUGGGCAUUGAGGUUUGAUGCCUGUAAUAAUGCGGUAUUAAUAAGCGACAAACUUGUCUAGUAUUGCGGCAUGAAUAUGUCGUACAACAUAAAUUAGGCGCUGUAACCUUGAGAAGAGCAUGCGUGUCAACCUGUCAAGGCUCAA
Messenger RNA from Astrephomene gubernaculifera, 2608 nucleotides. The record is from the annotation of a GenBank genome assembly. Lineage: Eukaryota; Viridiplantae; Chlorophyta; Chlorophyceae; Chlamydomonadales; Astrephomenaceae.